Molecule: messenger RNA, 2301 nt
Organism: Medicago truncatula (barrel medic)
Lineage: Eukaryota; Viridiplantae; Streptophyta; Magnoliopsida; Fabales; Fabaceae
Product: probable alkaline/neutral invertase D
Exons: 5
Coding region: 351-2018 (555 amino acids)
Biological process (GO): sucrose catabolic process
Molecular function (GO): sucrose alpha-glucosidase activity; endo-alpha-N-acetylgalactosaminidase activity
Source: RefSeq, a predicted model, not a curated record
CUUAUUUCCUAUAUCCAAUCCAAUUUCGAAUAUCUCGGAGUAGUAGAUAGAAACAUUUAUAUACACCAAACCAAAACGGCGUCGUAUUGCCUACGUGGACUCCGCCGGUAACCAUAACCGGCUAUAUCAAGUAAAAACAUUUCUACCUCCGUCUUCGCCUAUAAAUAUAACCUUCCCACCUCAUUCUCAUUUUUUCCCUUCCCCUACUAAUUUCUCUCCCAUUUUCUCUCCUUUUUCCGGCGAUUUCGCCGGCCAACCACCGUCGUUUCAGCCGGAGAGAUCUCACUUCGCCGAACCGUUCCAUUCCUCCUUCAGAUAAUAUCUCUUUCUGAUAAAGUAAAUUGGAGAGAAUGGAUGGGCAUAUGGGAAUUAGGAAAGUCGGCUCUCAGUGUUCGAUGGCUGAGAUGGAUGAUUUCGAUCUCACUCGUUUGCUUGACAGGCCGAGGCUAAACAUAGAGAGACAGAGAUCAUUUGAUGAGAGGUCGCUUAGUGAAUUGUCUGUUGGUUUUGCAAGGGCUGGGUUAGAUAACUAUGACAAUUACUCGCCUGGAGGAAGAUCUGGUUUUAACACCCCUGCUUCAUCUGCUCGCAACUCGUUUGAGCCGCAUCCAAUGGUUGCUGAUGCCUGGGAAUCUCUCAGGAAAUCUCUAGUCCAUUUCAGAGGUGCACCUGUUGGCACAAUUGCAGCUGUUGAUCAUCAAGCAGAGGAAGUUCUAAAUUACGAUCAGGUUUUUGUUCGAGAUUUUGUCCCAAGUGCUCUAGCCUUUUUGAUGAAUGGUGAACCGGAAAUAGUAAAAAACUUCUUGUUAAAGACACUACAUCUUCAGGGGUGGGAGAAAAGAGUAGAUAGGUUUAAACUUGGGGAAGGUGUGAUGCCAGCUAGUUUCAAAGUCCUGCAUGAUGCCGUUAGGAAAACAGAUACUCUUAUUGCAGAUUUUGGCGAAAGUGCAAUCGGAAGAGUUGCUCCUGUUGACUCUGGAUUCUGGUGGAUCAUUUUGCUUCGUGCUUACACAAAAUCUACAGGGGACUUAACUCUGUCUGAAUCUGAUAGUUGUCAAAAAGGAAUGAAGCUUAUAUUGACUUUAUGCUUGUCAGAGGGGUUUGACACAUUUCCAACUCUGCUUUGUGCUGAUGGAUGCUGCAUGAUUGAUAGAAGAAUGGGUGUUUAUGGAUAUCCUAUUGAGAUUCAAGCACUUUUCUUCAUGGCAUUGAGAAGUGCUUUGUCCAUGCUCAAGCAAGAUACUGCUGACGGAAAGGAGUGUGUAGAGCGUGUUGUGAAGCGUUUGCAUGCACUAAGUUUUCACAUGAGAAGCUACUUUUGGCUUGACUUCCAGCAACUAAAUGACAUUUAUCGGUACAAGACUGAGGAGUACUCACAUACUGCAGUAAAUAAGUUUAAUGUUAUUCCGGAUUCAAUUCCAGAAUGGGUGUUUGACUUUAUGCCAACACGUGGUGGCUACUUCAUUGGAAAUGUCAGUCCGGCUCGAAUGGAUUUUCGAUGGUUUGCUUUAGGAAACUGUGUUGCAAUUCUUUCUUCUUUAGCAACUCCAGAGCAGUCAAUGGCAAUCAUGGAUCUUAUUGAAGCUCGUUGGGAUGAGUUGGUUGGAGAAAUGCCGCUAAAAAUUAGUUACCCUGCAAUAGAAAGUCACGAGUGGCGAAUUGUUACUGGCUGUGAUCCCAAAAAUACCAGAUGGAGUUACCAUAAUGGAGGAUCUUGGCCAGUACUCCUGUGGCUUGUAACAGCUGCUUGCAUCAAGACAGGGCGACCACAAAUAGCAAGACGUGCAAUUGAACUUGCCGAGAGUCGUUUACUGAAGGAUGGAUGGCCUGAAUAUUAUGAUGGUAAACUUGGAAGAUAUGUUGGGAAACAGGCAAGAAAAUACCAAACAUGGUCUAUUGCGGGUUAUUUGGUGGCAAAGAUGAUGCUGGAGGACCCCUCACACUUGGGGAUGAUUUCCCUUGAAGAAGACAAGCAGAUGAAACCAGUGAUUAAAAGAUCAUCUUCUUGGACUUGCUGAAAUAUUGGUGAUAGAUAAAUAGUACAAAAAAGAAAGAGAAUAGAGAAAACUUAGAAGGUGAGAUAUUGUUGUUUCUCUCAAUACACGGCACUAUUCUUUGUGAUUUCCUUCUUCGUAGGCCUGAUUUGAUUGGAAGUUUGGCUUGUGUAAAAUAGCUGCUGCUGGCAUCAUGCUUUUUCCUAAUAAUCAAAGACAUUUCAAUUCAGUUCUUGUUUCAUUAAUUGCAUGUUACUCUCCCAUUUGUUUCUUGGGAUUAUAAGAAAAAUAAUGAUUCUUCAUUAAA